Schistocerca nitens (vagrant locust) is the source of this 2922-nucleotide messenger RNA. Its product is annotated as nascent polypeptide-associated complex subunit alpha, muscle-specific form-like. Lineage: Eukaryota; Metazoa; Arthropoda; Insecta; Orthoptera; Acrididae. The transcript has a single exon. The record is from RefSeq and is a predicted model, not a curated record. The coding region runs from base 1 to 2922 and encodes 973 amino acids.
AUGCCGGGCCGCGCCACAGCGCCUCAGCAUCAGGGGAAACAUGUCUCCUGUAGGACACCCCUAAACAUCACCGCCUACCCAGCCGCCCACACUCCCUGCAUGCCGAGCCGCGCCGCAGCGCUCCAGCCUCAGGGGGAACGUGUCUCCUGUGGGACACCACCAAACAUCACCGCCUACCCAGCCGCCCACACUCCCUGCAUGCCGGGCCGCGCCGCAGCGCCUCAGCCUCAGGGGGAUCGUGUCUCCUGUAGGACACCCCCAAACAUCACCGCCUACCCAGCCGCCCACACUCCCUGCAUGCCGGGCCGCGCCGCAGCGCCUCAGCCUCAGGGGGAACGUGUCUCCUGUGGGACACCACCAAACAUCACCGCCUGCCCAGCUGCACACACUGCCUGCAUGCCGGGCCGCACCGCAGCGCUCCAGCCUCAGGGGGAACGUGUCUCCUGUGGGACACCACCAAACAUCACCGCCUGCCCAGCUGCCCACACUGCCAGCAUGCCGGGCCGCACCGCAGCGCUCCAGCCUCAGGAGGAAUGUGUCUCCUGUGGGACACCGCCAAACAUCAUUGCCUGCCCAGCCACCCACACUCCCUACAUGUCGGGCUGCGCCACAGCGCCUCAGCCUCAGGGGGAACGUGUCUCCUGUGGGACACCACCAAACAUCAUUGCCUGCCCAGCCACCCACACUCCCUGCAUGCCGGGCCGCGCCGCAGUGCCUCAGCCUCAGGGGGAACGUGUCUCCUGUAGGACACCCCCAAACAUCACCGCCUACCCAGCCGCCCACACUCCCUGCAAGCCGGGCCGCGCCACAGCGCCUCAGCCUCAGGGGAAACAUGUCUCCUGUAGGACACCCCCAAACAUCACCGCCUACCCAGCCGCCCACACUCCCUGCAUGCCGGGCCGCGCCGCAGCGCCUCAGCCUCAGGGGGAACGUGUCUCCUGUGGGACACCACCAAACAUCACCGCCUGCCCAGCUGCCCACACUGCCUGCAUGCCGGGCCGCACCGCAGCGCUCCAGCCUCAGGGGGAACGUGUCUCCUGUGGGACACCACCAAACAUCACCGCCUGCCCAGCUGCCCACACUGCCUGCAUGCCUGGCCGCACCGCAGAGCUCCAGCCUCAGGAGGAACGUGUCUCCUGUGGGACACCACCAAACAUCACCACCUACCCAGCUGCCCACACUGCCUGCAUGCCGGGCCGCGCCGCAGCGCCUCAGCCUCAGGGGGAACGUGUCUCCAGUGGGACACCCCCAAACAUCACCGCCUACCCAGCCGCCCACACUCCCUGCAUGCCGGGCCGUGCCACAGCGCCUCAGCCUCAGGGGAAACAUGUCUCCUGUAGGACACCCCCAAACAUCACCGCCUACCCAGCCGCCCACACUCCCUGCAUGCCGGGCCGCGCCGCAGCGCUCCAGCCUCAGGGGGAACGUGUCUCCUGUGGGACACCACCAAACAUCACCGCCUACGCAGCCGCCCACACUCCCUGCAUGCCGUGCCGCGCCGCAGCGCCUCAGCCUCAGGGGGAACGUGUCUCCUGUGGGACACCACCAAACAUCACCGCCUACCCAGCCGCCAACACUCCCUGCAUGCCGGGCCGCGCCGCAGUGCCUCAGCCUCAGGGGGAACGUGUGUCCUGUGGGACACCCCCAAACAUCACCGCCUACCCAGCCGCCCACACUCCCUGCAUGCCGGCCCGCGCCACAGCGCCUCAGCCUCAGGGGAAACAUGUCUCCUGUAGGACACCCCCAAACAUCACCGCCUACCCAGCCGCCCACACUGCCUGCAUGCCGGGCCGCGCCGCACCGCCUCAGCCUCAGGGGGAACGUGUCUCCUGUGGGACACCACCAAACAUCACCGCCUGCCCAGCUGCCCACACUGCCUGCAUGCCGGGCCGCACCGCAGCGCUCCAGCCUCAGGGGGAACGUGUCUCCUGUGGGACACCACCAAACAUCACCGCCUGCCUAGCUGCCCACACUGCCUGCAUGCCGGGCCGCACCGCCGUGCUCCAGCCUCAGGAGGAAUGUGUCUCCUGUGGGACACCACCAAACAUCAUUGCCUGCCCAGCCACCCACACUCCCUACAUGUCGGGCUGCGCCACAGCGCCUCAGCCUCAGGGGGAACGUGUCUCCUGUGGGACACCCCCAAACAUCAACGCCUACCCAGCCGCCCACACUCCCUGCAUGCCGGGCCGCGCCGCAGCGCCUCAGCCUCAGGGGGAUCGUGUCUCCUGUAGGACACCCCCAAACAUCACCGCCUACCCAGCCGCCCACACUCCAUGCAUGCCGGGCCGCGCCGCAGCGCCUCAGCCUCAGGGGGAACGUGUCUCCUGUGGGACACCACCAAACAUCACCGCCUGCCCAGCUGCCCACACUGCCUGCAUGCCGGGCCGCACCACAGCGCUCCAGCCUCAGGGGGAACGUGUCUCCUGUGGGACACCACCAAACAUCACCGCCUGCCCAGCUGCCCACACUGCCUGCAUGCCGGGCCGCACCGCAGCGCUCCAGCCUCAGGAGGAAUGUGUCUCCUUUGGGACACUGCCAAACAUCAUUGCCUGCCCAGCCACCCACACUCCCUACAUGUCGGGCUGCGCCACAGCGCCUAGCCUCAGGGGGAACGUGUCUCCUGUGGGACACCACCAAACAUCAUUGCCUGCCCAGCCACCCACACUCCCUGCAUGCCGGGCCGCGCUGCAGUGCCUCAGCCUCAGGGGGAACGUGUCUCCUGUAGGACACCCCCAAACAUCACCGCCUACCCAGCCGCCCACACUCCCUGCAAGCCGGCCGCGCCACAGCGCCUCAGCCUCAGGGGAAACAUGUCUCCUGUGGGACACCACCAAACAUCACCGCCUUCCCAGCCGCCCACACUCCCUGCAUGCCGGGCCGCGCCGCAGCGCCUCAGCCUCAGGGGGAUCGUGUCUCCUGUAG